Messenger RNA from Styela clava, 4113 nucleotides. RefSeq names its product pleckstrin-2-like. Lineage: Eukaryota; Metazoa; Chordata; Ascidiacea; Stolidobranchia; Styelidae. The record is from RefSeq and is a predicted model, not a curated record.
GACAUUUCUAUUUGUAGCAUAUUCGAGUUAUUGCCAGUAUGUAUUAUUAAGGAUUUAAUUCAGUAUAUAUUCUGUCACUUUUUAUAAAAAACAAAAUGUCAAGUAAAAUCCAAGCUACUGUAGACAGCGGUAUCAUCAUAAAAGAAGGAUUCAUGGUGAAGCGGGGUCACGUUAGACAUAAUUGGAAAACUAGAUGGUUCAAGUUAUCGGACACAUCAUUGAGGUAUUACAAGAGUAAAAAGGAUAAAGUUCCACAUGGAAGAAUUGCUUUGCGAAAUGCAAAACUUUCAAUAUAUCAGAGUGACAAUAAAAGCGACAGCAAUCGUGAGUUUGUCAUGCAAAUACAAACAAGCGAUGGAAUUGAAUAUCCGAUCCAAGCUCCAUCGAACUCCGAAAUGAGAGCAUGGAUGGAAAGUAUAGGUGACGUAAUUGAACACAUGCAAUUAGAAAGUGAAUCAAAAUAUUUAUCAAGUUCUUACGGCCAUGAGAAUAAUUCCAGAGAACUGUCCACUUCUGAAAUAUUGGGAAGUUAUGUCGAUGCAUACGGAGGAAUCAAACGAGAAACAAGGACAAUAAAGGGAGUUAAACGUUCAGAUGGAUUUUCAGGACUUGGACUCAGAGUAUGGAUGGAACAUACAAUGGGAUUACUGGAUUCCGAAGCUGAAAUAACUGUUUCAGGUUUACAAAGAGUUGGAUUGCUGGAACUGCUAGACGGGGAUACAGGAACUGACCCAUUUGCGGAAUCGAAAUAUUAUAUUCUGCUCAGUGAUGAGGACUCACUAAAAGUCAUGGCCGGGGCAAAUAAAUCCGCUUCUGAAACAUCUGAAUCAGACAGAAAAAGUCAAGCAGAAGACGUUUUUCUUCCACCUGAAAUUCCCAGUGAUGCUCUCUCCCCAACCGCCAUUUUACCAGCAGACAUGCCUCCGGGAGAAAUAGUGAAACGAGGAGUUUUGUUUAAAAAGGAAAUACUUGCUGAAGUUUCAUUUCUGAAAAAAUUGGGACGAAUGGUGUUGGGACACGUUGUUCCAAAUUGGAAAGCACGAUGUUUCGUUCUGCAGAGGUUUCCUGCAACAUUAUCAUACUUCGAUCCAUCUAAGAAGAAUCCCAAAGUAUUGAAUAGUCUAUCGCUUCAUGGUGCUUCGGUUUUUACAGUAGGGAAAAUGGCGGCUCAAGCAGCUCUUCGGAUGAGACAUCCACCCGAUCAUCUUUUUUGUGUGAAGAUAGCAGUUGGAACACUUUAUAUCAUCAUGGCUUCUUCGGACGACGAAAGAGAUGAAUGGAUAAGAGCAAUAAAACCGAUGUGUCGAAAAAUCAAUAGUCGAGGCAACACAAUGUCCUCCUCGACCAGUUCUCAGUCCGGUUGAUGUGAAAAAUUUAUUUGCCCUUAGCAGUAGUUCGUUGUGUAUCCUGCAGCGAAUAUGACUUAUAUAUAUUAUUUAUUUGAAAGAAAGCGGGUGCGAAUGGACCCUCUCUUGGAAAACUGCAAUAAUUAUCAAAAGCUUCUAUUGAGGAUAAAGCAAACGAAACAUUCAAUUUGCAUAUCAAAAAAUUAAUUGUAAUAAAUUUCUCAAUGUAACAAAAUUUUCAAAUAAUGUAUUUAUUAUAUAUAUAUUACAUCCUCAAUCAAGACAAAACAUCGAUUUUUUCCAAAAUUAUUAUUAAUUUUGUUCGUAUCUUGGCUGAUAUUUUGAACGUAUAAAAUUGGUGUUUCCGUUUUGUGAAUUGCGCAUCAGAACAAUCAUAGGAAAUAGAUAUACAAUAUAGAGUCUCAUACAAUAUUGAGCAUAUUGUUAUUCUGUUGACUUACAAACAUUCUGUCGGCCUGGAAAUAUAAACAAUUGCAGAAAUUUGGAUAUCCUGAUGACCAGUAUGUCAGUACGCGGAUUCCAACUUUUUUCGAUACGCUCCUCCUUUUGCCUAUUUUGGAUCAUUUUACUAUCUUUCUGUCUCGGACUUUUCUAUUUCGAUUUGUUCGCAUAUCUCAAGGAUCAUGAGCUAGUACUACGAACAACUCCCUGCCUGGCUUUUGCACGAUUUGAAUACUCGAUAAUGUGUGCAUAAAUAUGAAUUACAAAAUACUUGGACAAUACUAAGAUAGGAUAGGAUUUUCAAUCAGUUAUUAGUAAAAAUACAUCAAAUAGAAAAUAUCAUGUCUCCAUUUCCUCCCCCAAAACAACAAAAUUCCCCUUGCGAAACGCUGGUUUGAAGAAUGAACUCGAUCAGGUUCUGUGUAUAUUCAUAUAUGCUUCCGACACUCGAUAAGCAACGAGAUUGGUGGACUUCCAUAUGACACAGAAAGUCGAUGACGUACAUUGGAAAACCACAAUCAUGUAUCCUGUUUCCAUUAUGCAAGGUAUGGUUAAAAAAUUAACUAUCCGUCCUAGAUACCUAAACGUAAUCGCGAAGUAAACUGUAAUCCACAAGAGGCCAAAAAACUAGAAAAAAAAAACAGUCUCUUCCACCAAUUGUUACAUUAACUCGUUACAGCUUCUUACUAAAUAUCUAGGCCGCGAGACGAGGCCGUUUAUCUUUCAGUUUCGUAGCGCACAAAAGGGACUACCUGAAAAUAAUUUUAAAAUGUUCCUUAGAAAUUUAGUAACAAAUAAUACUUUGUUCCCAUUUCCAAAAGUUGCACGUUUUUUUUUGAUGACGUAACAAUUAAAAUGUGAUCAGCUGUUGGCAGUUGGAUGAAUCUCAGUUUGUACUGCCCGCUCUCGCGUUGAAUUAAUAACUACUUUGCUAACGUUGUAUUUGAAAUUUUCUUGCGGAAGUUGUCACAACUGUCAAACGAAUAAAUUCUAAUAACUACGCAGGAAGUCGAUGCCGACAAUGGGCUAUUGAAUGUGAUUUACUGCACGAAUUCCACUUGCACUGCCGGUUCAGCUUUUGGCGCCUCUGCCAUAUAUAUAUGUUACUCACCAUUGUGUCUAUAAAAGGUACCAAAAACAAAACGUCAAAACAUCAUAAAAUAUUACGGAAGCUUGUCACAACUGUCAAACGAAUAAAUUCUAAUAACUACGCAGGAAGUCGAUGCCGACAAUGGGCUAUUGAAUGUGAUUUACUGCACGAAUCCAACUUCCAAUGCCGGCUUCAGCUUCCGACGCCCCUGCUUUAUGUUACUUAUUAUUGUGUCUACGGAAAGCGCUAAAAAACAAAAUGUAAAAAUAUUAAAACCCCUCUCUCUGAACAAUAAAGAUAUCGCAACAUAGUCACGAGUAUAUCCAGGUUUUUCAGUUCAACAGAGAAACUUUUACAUCGAAAUGAUCCACACGCAUAGAUUGGAACAGUUAAUGUUUUGAGGAAAUGACAUAAAAGAAAAAGUUUAUUCAGGCUUACCAUCUCGUAUAUAUAUAUAUAUAUGAAACAAAAACCGGUUCAGUGCGUUCGUAGGCUUAGUGAUACUGGUUGACUGGAAACGUGCACUUUCUUUUCGACAUUUUGAAUAACCUAACGAUAGUAAAGCUAACGCGAGAUGUUAAAAUGAUGUAUCAAAUAUACAACAAUUAUGACAAAACAAUAUAGUAGUCCCUCUGCCUCUCUUGUGGAACUAGUGGAGAUAAAUUGAAUGGUUCCAUUGCCAUAAAAAUAUUUGUAUUGAUAGUUAACAAAAGAAAACAUUUAUGACUGCCAUACUGUAUAUUAUAUAUUAAUGGGACAUUUAAGUCUACCGGGUGGGACGACCGGGCAGCUUGUUGAAAUCGAGACUUUCCCAGCUAAAUCGGGACGUAUGAUCAACCUCUUCGGGGGUAAUAGAUGUUCAACGAAACAUUAUGCGGAGCACAGAUUAAAUUAUUGCGCAGUCGGGUUAGAGUUGUAAUCUGGAAUAUAAAUCGAAAAUAUCAGUUCCGACCAUUCCCAAUCUUGAAAGAUUAUUCAUUGGAAGUAGCCCAACAGUCAAACUGUCUGAAAUAACUGCGAUAUUUAAAAAUUAAUUGUCGUAUCUAGUUAAAUUGCACGUAACUCAGAAUUCUGAAUUAUAUUACUCUAUACCUUUGAGCCGAAUUGGUUAUUUUUGAUGCGGAAUUACUUCCUUUUAGUAGCUUGUCAAAUAGUACUGGUAGAAUUUAGUUUCGAUGUAUAUUUCUAUGAUAGUAGGUAUAGAUUUAUUAAAAC